UGGAAAGGAGGCACAGCCUGCUGGGUGCCCAAGCCCACAAGGGCCGCAGGCCUGCAGUUCCAUCCACCGUCUCGGAUGCUUGUCUGGACCAUAGAAACCAAUAUCGCGGGUGUGGCUUUAAUCUGUCCAACAACAGAUUCUGUCCUAUGAUGAAUCCAUACACCAUGAAAAAACAGCCUCUGCAUCAGUUUGUACAAAGACCACUUUUCCCACUGCCUGCAACCUUACGUAACACAGUGAGAUACAUGUUUAUUCAAACACAAGAUACCCCAAAUCCCAACAGUUUAAAGUUUAUUCCAGGAAAACCAGUUCUUGAGACAAGAACCAUGGAUUUUCCAACACCAGCUGCAGCAUUUCGCUCACCUCUGGCUAGGCAACUAUUUAGGAUUGAAGGAGUAAAAAGUGUCUUUUUUGGACCAGAUUUCAUCACUGUUACAAAGGAAAGUGAAGAGUUAGACUGGAAUUUACUGAAACCAGAUAUUUAUGCAACAAUCAUGGAUUUCUUUGCUUCUGGCUUACCCUUAGUUACUGAGGAGACAUCUUCAGGAGAAGCAGGAUCUGAAGAAGAUGAUGAAGUUGUGGCAAUGAUUAAGGAAUUGUUAGAUACCAGAAUACGGCCAACUGUGCAGGAAGAUGGAGGAGACGUUAUCUAUAAAGGCUUUGAAGAUGGCAUUGUACAGCUCAAACUCCAAGGUUCUUGUACCAGCUGUCCCAGCUCAAUGAUUACUCUGAAAAAUGGAAUUCAGAACAUGCUGCAGUUUUAUAUUCCAGAAGUAGAGGGUGUAGAACAGGUUAUGGAUGAUGAAUCUGAUGAAAAAGAAGCAAACUCACCUUGAAAUAAUUAGAGUUUUCUUUGGGCCCAGCAGUUGGACUUCUUGAUAAUAUAUACCAAGCUUUUCUUAUUAAUCUGCUAAGGAACUUGAGGAUUAAUAAAAUAUGUCCUUUUUUCAGAGA
Molecule: messenger RNA, 954 nt
Organism: Hyaena hyaena (striped hyena)
Lineage: Eukaryota; Metazoa; Chordata; Mammalia; Carnivora; Hyaenidae
Gene: NFU1
Product: NFU1 iron-sulfur cluster scaffold
Exons: 8
Coding region: 147-836 (229 amino acids)
Biological process (GO): iron-sulfur cluster assembly
Cellular component (GO): mitochondrion
Molecular function (GO): iron-sulfur cluster binding; iron ion binding
Source: RefSeq, a predicted model, not a curated record